UAAGAAAGAAAGAAAGAAAGAAAAACUCCUAAAGGCGUAAGAGAGGGUUGAGGUGCACAAGACGAUUGAACUUGGAAAUAUUAGUGGUGGAGUGGAUGGUGGGGGUGGUGGAGUGAAUUUGGGUUCAAAGCUCAAGUUGUGAACUGAGAAAGGAGAAGUGGGAAAAUAAAAAUGGCGGGUGUUUCAUUGAUGAGAGGGAUGGUUAAUGAUGGCUGCUUGUCUAUCUUUCAUCACCAGUCGCGGCAGUUAGCGCCAGUAACCGUAAGGGUGUCAAGCAGAAGCAGAUCAACAGCAGCGAGAAAGCUUCAAUUUCUUUCUAAAAGAUCCUCCUUUUAUGCUCGAUACUCUCAGUCCCGAGAUAUUUUCACUUCUCGUGUUCAAGAUCGCAUGGAAAAGUUGCCCAAACUGGUAGAGGAUAUUGUCCAGACAUCCUUAAGCACUGGUCCACGUGGAGCCCUAAGGCUAGCUCAAGGCAUUCAAGCAGUUCUUGGAGUAGGAAGCGAGUGGCUGGCAGAUUUGUCAAAGACAGCAAACUCAUCCACCACAUUACCAACUGAGAUGCAGCUUGGAUUGUUGUCUCCCCUGUAUUUGAGAAGAUUAUUUGAACGAAUGGGUGCAACCUACAUCAAACUUGGUCAAUUCAUUGCUUCUGCACCAACAUUAUUCCCACCGCAAUACGUACAGGAAUUCCAGUACUGUUUUGACAGAGUACCUGCAGUUCCUUUUGCAGAUAUUCAAGCAAUCUUGCGUGAGGAAUUAGGCCAACCAAUCGAUGCGAUCUUUGAGUAUGUUGAUCCUACCCCACUUGCCUCUGCUUCUAUAGCACAGGUCCAUGGUGCAAGGAUAAGAGGCACACAGGAAGAUGUAGUGAUAAAGGUGUUGAAACCUGGAAUUGAAGACACAUUAGUGGCAGACCUAAAUUUUGUUUAUAUUGUAGCGCGCAUCUUGGAGUUUUUGAGUCCUGAACUGAACCGUGCAUCUCUGGUUGCUAUUGUCAAAGAUAUAAGGGAAUCAAUGCUUGAUGAGGUUGACUUUAAGAAAGAGGCUGCAAAUAUUGAGUCUUUUAGACGAUAUUUAGAGGCUAUGGGUCUUACAAGACAGGCUACUGCUCCAAAAGUAUACCCGCAAUACAGUACCAGACGAGUUUUAACAAUGGAGAGGCUUUAUGGAGUCCCUCUUACAGAUUUGGAUUCCAUCAGUGCCCUUGUUCCAAGUCCAGAAGCCAGUCUUAUUACUGCCUUAAAUGUGUGGUUUGGGAGUCUGCUUGCCUGUGAAACCUUUCACGCUGAUGUCCAUGCAGGCAACUUGUGGUUGCUGCGUGAUGGUCGUAUUGGGUUUCUUGACUUUGGAAUUGUUGGGCGCAUAUCUCCAAAGACAUGGGCUGCUAUGGAAAUAUUCUUGCAAUCGUUGGCAACUGAAGAUUACAACUCAAUGGCAUCGGCCUUGAUUGACAUGGAUGCUACAAACAAGGAUGUUGAUUCAAUGGCCUUUGCAAGAGAUCUUGAAAAGAUAUUUUCUUCAAUACAGGAUUUGGAUACAGAAAUUGUUGUUGCAACUGCCAGGGGUCCAAAUACAAGCACAACGGCUGUUGCUGCAAAUGUAAUUGUAGAUGAGAGGCAAAUGAAUGCUCUAUUUCUUGAUUUGGUUCGAGUUAGUGAAUCAUAUGGAUUGAGAUUUCCUCGGGAGUUUGCACUCCUAAUGAAGCAGCUUCUUUACUUCGACCGGUAUACUAGGUUGUUGGCUCCCAAUUUGGACAUGCUUCGGGAUCAGAGGAUCACCAUUGUCCCAAAUCAAAGAAGCAGGCGUAUCUACUAGCGGCCGCUUUCUUGUCACUGAAACUAAAUUGCAGAUAUCAUACAAGAGAAUCAUCGGCUUGUUGUACAAAUAGAACAAAAGAAAUUAUACCUGAUUGCCAUAAAGAAACCUGGCUGAAACAGAAUAUUUUUGGCGGUGUAGAUGCCUCGACCAAUUUCAGUUGAGUUAUUGUAACGAUGCAUGAGACGUGAAAUGCAGAAGGUUGUCCGUGCCCAUAUAAUGUUGCCACUUAUCAGAACACAGUAACUUUAAUUUCCAUAUCCAAACUUUGUGCCAAUUGAUAUUGUGGUCUGUUCCAAA
This is a messenger RNA of Coffea eugenioides, 2115 nucleotides long. RefSeq lists its product as uncharacterized. Lineage: Eukaryota; Viridiplantae; Streptophyta; Magnoliopsida; Gentianales; Rubiaceae. The transcript is spliced from 11 exons. Bases 172 to 1815 code for a protein of 547 amino acids. Gene Ontology annotation, cellular component: plastoglobule; plasma membrane. The record is from RefSeq and is a predicted model, not a curated record.